Cylicocyclus nassatus is the source of this 1546-nucleotide messenger RNA. The record is from the annotation of a GenBank genome assembly. NCBI's taxonomy places the organism in Eukaryota, Metazoa, Nematoda, Chromadorea, Rhabditida, Strongylidae.
UGUGGGACCACGUCUGCACUCUCCUCCGCUCGCACGCUCUUUCUCGCAUUGUGUCUACGCUCUCUACCCACCGCACGCUCUUCAGUAGGCGUGGCCAAGCACAUCGAUUCAGGGCGUCGACCAAUCACUAGCCGACUGGUGUAGUGCUGACGUGUCGUAGUUAUUGCCGAACCUCGUCGGAGUGUGGUUGUCUUCUACGCGACAGCUUACAGGGCCAUAGCCCAAGGCCAUACUGUAUCACUGUGCUACCGUAAUCACUACCUCAGUCAACACAAGUCAUCAUGACGACGACAGCACAUCGAACAUUCUAUUUGGUGCCAGCCGAUGUGGUGGCACAACCUACCAUAGCGAUACCACGACCGCUAGCGCCGACGCCACGGAUUGCGACGCCAACGUCGCGACUCGCGAAGUCGACUUCGCCGCUGAAGCGGCCGCCGCUUGGUGCUGAUCCGAUUGAGAUAUUGUUGGGUGAGACUCCACAGCCUCAUCAACGCAAACGAGAAUGUCUGGAUCAUCUGACGCACGAACAGAAGAUGAACAGACGAAAGAUGAAGAACAGGAUCGCCGCACAAACCGCUAGGGAUAGGAAGAAGUACCGAAGUCAGCGCCUGGAAGACGUCGUUCGAGAGCUAUUGGAACAAAAUGAAGCACUUAAACAAGAAAAUGGACUGCUUAGACUAGAGAAUCAGGAACUCACAGAACAAAACAAUGACCUCAUCCGACGCCUAAACGUUAGUGGAGAUGUCCAAUGUCAAGUGAUUCCAUCGCAAUCAAAUGUCAUCUAUGAAGAGGUGCAUGAGGUGUUACCGGAGACGAGUGGGGCUGCUGUUGAAUCUGCCGCAUUCAUUAGUGGACCCCUGCCGAGGGUACAGGUUGUCCCACUCUAUCUCCUGUUUCAUCUUAUGAUCAACCUCCUGUUGGUGGUGUGCUCCAGUCAGAUGAGCUCGAAAAGAUCCUCUCGGAUUUCUCAGACGAGUGCCUCAUCUUCUCAGAAUCUCGAGUUCGAUCUCGACCAGCUCGUCAAUCAACUACCAGAAGAAGAGCGUACGCAACAGCUUAACGUGCAGCCAAGCUCUAGCAUCGAGCCCAUAUGCACCCAGCCACCUUGCCCUUCUUCCGGAAGCACAUCGCCAGUGGAUGCGAGUGUCAUGAGCUCUUCCAGUCCUUCGAUCUGCACUUCCUUCCCUAGUCCAUCAAACUAUUCGCCGAAUCCACAAAAUCCCAUGGACGAGUUGAUCUUGCUCGAAGAUCAAAAGCUAAUGGACGAUCCUAUGCUAUCAUCGCCAACGAACUGGCAGUAUGACCAUCCAGAUGCGUUGAGCCCAUUUUCGGACUCAUUCCAAAGAGAAUUUUUCCAAAUGCUGGAGUGAUAUCUUCUUCCCUUCGCUCUUUGUUUGUAUGUUUUCUCUUUGCUUCUUUUCCAGGGCAUAGCAAUGGUUUCUCUGUACUAUAAACAAUGUGAUAUACAAGAAAGAACCAAAUCAUAUUUUUUCUUUUCUUUUCUAUGUUUGUUUCAUUGUUAUCGUGCGCCGUGCGUACAUCUGCU